Messenger RNA from Prorocentrum cordatum, 5318 nucleotides. The record is from the annotation of a GenBank genome assembly. NCBI's taxonomy places the organism in Eukaryota, Dinophyceae, Prorocentrales, Prorocentraceae.
AGCCAGUUAGGCUCAAGCCACUUUGGCUCGAGGCGCCUUGGCCCUGCGGGGGUCCGCGCCCCCGCCUUCGGCACGCCGCCCGCUCGCUCCCGCGCGCCCUCCGCGGGGGCCGCGCGCACAUGGCACGGCGCCCGACCAGGUGCUCUCCAAGCAGCGCCCCGGCAGCCUGCUUCGAGGCCUUCGGCGCUCGGGGCCGCAGGCGGUGGGAGGAGGAGCGGUCGCGCGACCGGGAGGAGUUGGCCGAGGCCCAGAGGGCCCGGGAGGCCAUGGAGAGGGAGCGCGACGGGGCGCGGCAGGAGCUCCGGGCGCUGCGGGAGCACGACGAGGAGUCGCGGGAGGAGCUCCGGCGGGCGCAGGAGGCCCUGCGGAGCAUCCACGCGGAGCGAGAGGCGAGGCAGCAGGAGUCCCUGGAGGAGAUCCGCAGCCUGGAGCGGGAGCGGGACGAGUGGAAGCGGGUCGCGGAGCGGGAGCUCAGCCACCCGCGGUGCCUGCCGAGCUGCGGCCCCCCGGGCUGCCUGCCGGGCUCGUGGUGGCCCCGCCGCGGGCGCGACGCCCGGCCGGCCCGGCUGGAGCACCGGCGCCAGAGCAGCAACGGCUCGGACCCGGCCGCCAGCCCUGAGGGGCUCCGCCGCGUGCUGGCGCGGCGCAGGAGCACGCGGCACGUGCGCCAGGGCAGCAACACCUCCGACGUCGCCCCGAGGGAGCACCUGGGCAGGGCCGCCGUGCCAGAGGGGCCGGCGGCGGGGAGCAGCGCGGAGCUGCUGAACUCCUUGGUGGCCACGGAGUGGAAGUUCGUCUCGCGCUGGUUCGGGCAGAGGAUGAAGGACUCGGUGGAGCCCCUGCUCCACGAGCUCGUGAACAACUGGAUAAGGGAGAAAGCCAUCGGGACGAUCACGCCUGGCGUCACGGUGACCAUCGGGAACCACUGCAGUCUGGGCAGCGAGCCGCUCAGGAUCACCGACGUUCAGACCAAGACUUACACGGAGAAGUUGACCGACCAGAGCGGCGAGGACAUCGAGAACAUGCAGAUCAUUGGAUUGCUCGAUUUCCACAGCAGCAAAGCAAACGUGGACAUAAGCUUCAAGAGCGGCGUGGAGCUCGGCAAGGUCGUCGUGACGGAUCUGAAGGUCACGGGAGAGGUCGUGGUCGAGCUCGUCAAGCUCUCCCACGCCCCCCCGUGGUUCAGUGGCGUGCGCAUCUUCUUCCCGAACCCGCCGCAGGUGGACCUCGACGUGCGCUCGCAGCUGCUGCAGACCCCCGUCCCCCUGUCGUUCCUCAAGCCGAUGAUCACGACGGCCAUCAGCGACAAGGUGAUCAGCCGCUUCGCGGUGCUGCCGAACCGCUUCUGCAUCGCGCUGGGCGGGGACCGUAUCGACGAGUUCCACCUGCAGCAUCCUGUGCCGCAGGGCGUGCUGCGCGUGGCCGUCCUGCGGGCGAAGGACCUGCGGAGCUGCCGGGGGCCCUCCUCGUCCUGGUGGCCCUUCGCCCGCUCGCAGGGCGCCGCGCCGACGGCGGACCCGUACGCCACGCUCUCCGUGGGCGCCUUCUGGGCCCAGACGCCGAAGAGGCAGAACACCCUGAACCCCGAGUGGGACGAUGCCCAGGAGGUGUUCGACCUCAUCGUCACGGACCUCGAGAAGCAGUCCCUGCGCAUCGAGGUGCUCGACGGGGACUCCGGGCUGUUCAUGGGCCGGGCCGAGGCCUCCCUGGAGCAGCUGACGACGGAGGGCUCCGACCGCCAGGAGCUCAAGCUGCAUCCAGAGGCGGGACGCUCCUCCAUGAUGGCGCAGGCACGCGGGUCGAUCUCCGUGCGGACACAGUGGCGCCGCUUCGCGCAGCAGCACGAGAUCCAGCCGAACCCAAUCCACCAGGACGAGAACAGCUCUUGGGGGCUUGGGAGCCGGACGAGCCCGAAGUUUCUGCUGGUGGCAGACCUGCUCAGCGCAUCCGGCCUCCCGCCCGCCGACGACGGGACGGACCACUGGGUCACCGUUGCGGUGUCGAACUGCGGGGGCUCGGGGGCAACCUUCUUGCCCCGAAGCUCGUACCCAGCUGGCGAGUCGCCUUCCGCGCAGGCACACACUGCAGUCCAGCACGGAGUGGAGAUGCUUGGCAAGCUCGGUCUCCCGCCGGACGCCAUGUGCCAAGGAGAUCUGCGGAAUCUCUGGCGUCGGCGGGUGCCGCUCGAGGAGGCCGCCGCGGAGCAGGAGAGGAGGGGCAAGCUGCUCACCGACGUGGUGUGGAAUUACCCCUUCUGGAUGCUGCUGGACAGGGCCUGGGGCGCCCGAGUCAAGGUGAGCGUGUGGCGGCCCAUGAAGGGGAAGACCCGGAGCGAGGAGGGCAGCGCGUCUCGGCUAGUGGGGUCUUUCGAGCGGGAGCUCGUCUUGGCUGACUUCGGGAGGCACUUCUGGGUGGAUCUGAAGUGCCCACUGGCCAAAGACGGCAUGGGCGUCACCGAUCAGAUGGUGGCGCAGAUCAAGUUGCGGCUGCGCGUCUGUCCCCUGCUGUCCUCGUCGGAGUCGAGCGUGGCGCAGAAGCGCGUCCGAAUCCUGGACCACAUGGCCCAGUUCGCGUCGUCCAUGUGCACGCAGAGCGUGUGCAUGCAGGGCGCCGCCCCACAGGGCGCGGCCCCACAGGCCCAGCAGGAUCCCGAGCCCGUGCCCUUCGGCGACGAGGCGGCGGAGCCGACCCGCGACGAGUCCGCGUGGGCGCUGCCGCCGCAGACCGCUGCCCCCGCCGGCGGCUGGCUGCCCGCCGCGCUGCUCGGCAGGCUCUGGGGCGCCGGCGGCGCGCGGGAGGCGCAGGGCGACGCCGCCUUUGGCGGCGAGGCCGUGGCGCCCGGGGCGGACGGCGGCAGCAGCGCCGCAGCCGUCGAGGACUCUGCGCCAGGCCCCGAGCAGCCCGACCCCGUGGGCGCGCAGGCGCCCGCGGGCCGCGCACCCGGCUGGUGGCCGCCCUGGGGCUUCCGGGCGGCGCCCGCGGCGGCGGCGGCCCCCCCGGCCGACGCCGCAGCGCCGGGGCCCGGGCUGUGCCUCGAGCCGGGCGGCGGCGGCGGCGGCGCGCCUGCCGAGGGCGACGAGGCGCCGCUGCUGGACGCGUCGUCGGCGCCUGUGAGCCCGCUCGUGCCCGCGGAUGCCGGCCCGGGCGGGGUGCCCGCGGAGGGCUCCGGGCCGGCUGCGGCGGGCCCUGCCAGCGGCGCGCCAGGAGGCGAGGUGGAGGAGCCCGCCGCCACCAGCGGCGGCGGCGCGCCGCAGGACCAGGGCGCGGGGCAGUCGCCUUCGCGCUUCGCGGCGGUGCUGCAGUGGCCGCUGGCGUGGUGGGGGCGCAGGGCUCCCGGCGCGGGCGAGGCUGCGCUGGCCAGCCCAGGCGGCUCCGUGCCCCCGCCGUUCCCGCACCUCCCCAUGGAGGACGUGGAGGACGCGUCCUGCUCGGACACCCCGCAGUCGAUGUGGUGCCGAUCUGCGAGCGAGAUGACGGUGGGCCGCCAGUCGACCUUCGACUGGGCCACGCCGAAGCCGCCUAACCACAGCCGGUUCGGGUCGGCGGAGGAGGAGUUGCAGCUCCCAGUCUUCACUGGGGGCCUCUCCGAGAGCACCCCUGCUCUGGGCGGCGUUGCGGUGUCGGCGCCGCAGGCUCCAGCCUCGUUGCAGGCCGUCCCCGCGAGCACCCGCCCAGCGGGACCUGGGCUGUGGGCCCGGCUGGCCAGUUCUUGGGCCGGCCAGGCCGCUCCGGCCGUGCCGCCGCCAGCGGAGGCAGCCACGCCGCUGCCGAAGGAGGCUCCGCGAGCCCAGUGGCCUUCCAGCCGCUCCACCGACGCCGCUGACUCAGCGGCGUCGGUGGAGCGUUUUGGGACUGACUCCAGCGUCUGGGACGUCACGCGGGAGGCGCUGGCCGGCGCAUCGGCAGCUUUCCAAAGCCCACUGCCCGAGGGCUCUCGCGCUGAGGAGCGCGGAGCCCAGGGGCACGCGCCAGCGAUGCCAACGACCCUGUCGCAGGAGUCGCCGAACGACGCAAGGGUCGGACUUGAAAGCCCUACGCUCGAAGAUCCUCUGGCUGCGAGGCGUGGAGCCCUCGACCACGGGUCGUCGUCCCAUUCAGUGGCGCUGGCACCUCUGCCGGAAGACAGUCCAGUCACUGGGCGGGAAUUGCCUGAGCACGCGCCGGAGAGCCCACGGGCCUCAGAGCAAGAGCCUCUGGGGGACGCAGCUGCGCCCUGGGUGCCAGACGCCCUUCUGGCCGAGGGGCCAGAAGAUCCACAGCGUGGGCCCGCGAGCUCGUGGGUGCGGGGGCGCUCUGGCGACCACGACCCCAUCGUGCGCUGGGACACGGCGAAGGAGCUGCCCGAGGGCUCCGAGGAGCUGCCCUCGCCGGCCGCCGCGGCGGAGGACGCGCGGGGCGCCCACCCUCCCGCGGCGCCGGCUGACGACCUCGAGCGGCAGGCGCCGGCUGCCGCGCAGGAGCCGCCCUCGCCGACCGCCGCGGUCGGGGGCCCCGUCGCGGCGCCAGCGGACGAGCGGCUGCAGGCGCCGGCUGCCGCCUGGCCGGGGCCGCCUCCGGAGCAGGAGGCGGCCGCGCCGACCACCGCGGGGGGGGACACACAGGGCACUCCUCGGGCGACGCCGGCGGGCGAGCCCGAGCUGCAGGCGCCUGCCGCCGCACACGCGGGGCCGCCCGGCGCCACCAGCCCGGCCUCAGAGGAGCUCUGGUAGGUGCCGCAGCCUGCAGGGCCGGGGGAGGAGCGGCCCGCCGCCGGGCUGUUUCCACAUGGUGCUUUUCGAAGUGCGCUUUGUCAUCGCGAACAUCCAGUCGGACAGGCCCCUCUCUACAGGAGGAAUGCCCACACAUAGUUUUAAAAGUAUUGCGGGUACGAUGUUUGUUCUAUUUGGAUUGUUGUUUGAGCAUGUCUUGAGUUUGUUUUAUUUUUCGUCCAAAAUCCGCCUGUAGAAAGACAUGCCCGACCUAAUGCAAACACUGUCGACGGUGUCUUCGCUUCGACGCUUCGAGCAAGGGACCCGUCACGCUUCUUAGGCUUGAAAGGUCUGUCGCCCCUGGCGGCACUUUCGAGGAUUCGACGAGCAUAUCCGUUGCUCUUUUGUACGAUAGCAUGAUUAUUCAGCAGGCAAUGUAUCACCAUCGCGAUACCGUCUACAGUAGGCGCAGUUCUGACCAGCAUGUUGCCACGAGCCCACCCUUCCGUAACGGAGGUCCCGCCGGUCUGAUCGUGUGAAUUCGGGCUGCUGGGAUUGCUGCGAGCGUUUGCCGCGUUCGGGCGUCUCCUCUCGCUCGGCCCAAAAAACAGACGAUCCAAGAGGCCACCA